GCACUUUGUCCAGUUUGCUCUGGGGUAUUCUGUGUCCACUGUUUGAUCACAUCCCUGCUCACCAUUGGCUAAAGACUCUGACAGCUGGAGAGUUAAAGGGACCACCAAGAAAGAGCCUGACCGAUACAGAUGUUUUCAGACAAGUCAAAGUGAAAAAUGCCUUGGUGGUGGUCAUUUCUUUUGCUGGUAGUGUGUACUGGUGGGAUGUCCCAGGAAUGUUUGAAGGAUCCUGCCCAAGCCUACAAAUUCACAGGCGUAGCCUGUCGUCUCACCUACCCUGCUGCUGUGAUCUUGAAUGAGAAAACCACUAAAGUGAUAGAAGCUGCAUUCCAACACACCAAAUAUCCCACAAUAAAAGGAGAGAAGGCUCUGCUGUUUGGGAGCAAAAUUGUCUACGGACUGGAUAAUUUAGAGAUUCACAACCUGACCAUUGGCCAGAGUACAUUUGAGCUGCGCCCUGGUGAGGGUAUCUCUUUGAACAUCAGUAAUGUGUCUGUAGUGUUCAAAGGCACCAUACAGUAUGCAUACGGCAGCUGGCUUCUCAAUUUUGGACAUUCAGUGAAUUUUGAAGUGGAGUCCCAAAUUGACCUUGGGAUCAAUCCUAAACUGUACUGUGGUAAUGGUAAAGUGUCAGCUGACACUUCUGACUGUUACUUGAAAUUCCAUAAACUGGACCUGCUGCUGCAGGGAGACAGAGAACCAAACUGGCUAAAGAAAGUCUUCACCCAUUUCCUCACUUUUACUAUCAAAGUAGCCGUCAGAGGACAGAUUUGUCAGGAGAUCAAUAAAGUGGCAAACAUACUGGCAGACUUCAUCCAGGACACUGCAGAAAACUUCCUGACUGCUGGAGGCAUCAGUGUGGACAUUGGUGUCACUGGGAGUCCAGUCAUCACCAACAACUACAUCGAAUCCUAUCACAAGGGCUUUACAAAAUAUAACAACACUACAGCUGUUAUUGAAGAGUCUAAAUUUAACCCUCGUCAUCUGCCAGAGGAUAGAAUGCUGUACUUCUGGUUGUCAGAUGAGCUGUUCAAUCCACUCAUCAAGGCUGCUCACGAAGAUGGCCGCUUCCAACUCAACAUCUCUGGACCAGAGCUCACUGAACUUUUCAAGACAAAUCCCCCUGAUGACAUGCCUGAGUUUUUUCAAAAGUGUAUACUGGAGUCCAACUCUGCAGAGCUCAGAGUGUGGAGCACAUCACCAGGAUUCAUGAACACAUCCAGAGACUUUGGAAGCACUGUGUGGGCAGAGGCCUCAGGGCAGCUCCACUGUGGAGACUCCACUACACCAACCCUGUCCUUCGAUACGAAUGUGAUAACGGAGAUUCGGACAUCCUACGCUAAUAAGAAAGUCUCCUUGCAUGGUAAAGUCACAGACAUUUUUGUUAGUCCAAAAAAGAUACCAGAAGAAUAUUAUUCGAUGGAAGGAUACACCAAGGUUCAGGCAUUUCUUGAAAAUGCUGUGAAAAAGACAGGUGUGCUGAAGGUCUUGACUGUUCUUGAGACAGAAACAACCCGACUACUCAACAAGCAAGGGGUCCAUUUGUUUGACAUUUACAACCCAGAAGUAAUCCCUCAAGAUGGCUAUGUAGUACUCCAGAUGGACUUUGGGUUUCCACAUCAUCUUCUUGUGGAAUUCCUUAAGAAAACUCUGGAAUAGAUAAACUGAAGAGUAGUGUGUGCACUGUAUUUAUAUCAGUCUGAGUAAUACAGUAACGCAGUCUAGUUAGGUCAGACUGGGCCAUUUGUAGUCUACAGGCCUACAGCAGCACAAGUAAACACAACCCAGUGUGUGUAUGAAACUUUGAAACUGUUUUGCUGGUUUUGUAUUUGAUUAUUCUGAAUAAAUUGACAUUAACAGAUCCAUUUUAUUUUUAAUUUCUUACUUUCACAAAGCAUAUGACACCAUGCCAUCAUUGUAACUCUUGACUGCUUUGGUCUUGGUCCCAAUUUUAUCUCUACAGUUAAGAUGCUCUACAAAAACAUAAACAGUUGUGUCAUGUUGUAUCCAAAUACUACUGUAAGAUUCAGUAAAACACAGAUGUCCCAUAGCAUCAUUUCUGU
Molecule: messenger RNA, 2063 nt
Organism: Boleophthalmus pectinirostris (great blue-spotted mudskipper)
Lineage: Eukaryota; Metazoa; Chordata; Actinopteri; Gobiiformes; Gobiidae
Gene: cetp
Product: cholesteryl ester transfer protein, plasma
Exons: 17
Coding region: 157-1659 (500 amino acids)
Biological process (GO): triglyceride homeostasis; low-density lipoprotein particle remodeling; reverse cholesterol transport
Cellular component (GO): high-density lipoprotein particle
Molecular function (GO): triglyceride binding; cholesterol transfer activity; cholesterol binding
Source: RefSeq, a predicted model, not a curated record